Messenger RNA from Symbiodinium sp. CCMP2592, 1782 nucleotides. The record is from the annotation of a GenBank genome assembly. NCBI's taxonomy places the organism in Eukaryota, Dinophyceae, Suessiales, Symbiodiniaceae.
AUGGCUGCCAUAUUCACAAUCCGCCUGCCCAGCGGUGUCAGCUUCGAGGUCAAGUUGCCGCAUGGGAAACCGUUGGCAAAAGAGGUCAAACUGGCCAUCAAGGAGGCACGGGCAAUUCCUGUGCAUGAUCAGCGCUUGAUCCUUGACGGUCAAGAACUGCCGGAUUUGAGCGUAGUGGUCGAGACGGACAAGGAGAUCUCGCUGAUCAUUGACAACACCAUCACGGAGACGGCUGUGGAAUAUAUGAGGAAUUGUUGGAAUGCGGUCGUGGGACGGGAUUCCAUGUACCAUGAGGAUAUCCCGUCAGCUAAAGAGUUGGAGGAGUAUGCACUGCAGUGCCGCGAACGUUUCGUGCGGGCAUGGGCUUUCACCACAGAGACCGAGGAAGACAGGCUGCUCGCGCUGAAGCUGCUGGAUGUCAUGGCCGGAAGGCGUUCCAGAGAUGACGUGGUGCACGACUUUGUCACGCAGUGCAUAGAAUGGGCGCUUCGAUGCGAUAGAAUCCCUGUGACGGAAGAAUCCGUGCAGCAAUACCUUGCUGAUAUGCGUGAGGUGGCCUGGGCGGUGGAAGCCUCUCGGAAACGCAUGGAGCAGAUCAGUGAUCCUUACGAUCGCGAUAUCCUGGACCUCAAGGCUGACGAGCUGUCUUGCACGGCCUUGUCCGACUACCGACAGCGUGCCUGGUGCAAUGGCCUUUCCAUAAAGGAUGCGUAUGAAAGAAGCCGACGGCGUGACUUGCUUGUUCUGGACCCCAUCGAGCGAGAAGUUCUCGAGAGGUGGCGCAAGGUUGACGAGUUGUCUUGCAAGGCCGUGGUUGACUACCGAGAGCGCUCCUGGGGCCAAGGUCUUUCCGUUGAGGAUGCUUGUCAGGUGAGCCGACAGCGCGACCUGCUUGUCCUGGACCCUUUCGAGCGUGAUGUCCUCGACAGAUGGGAUAGACCAGGAGGUGUCCUUCAAGCAAGCCGUCAGUAUGCUGCUGCUUGUGGCGAUGGUGACAGCCAGGACACCAUGCAGGGCUGGGUCGAGUUGCUAUCCCCUUACGAAGCGCCGCGCAGCCCCGAAGCGCCGCUGAAAGCGCUCGCAAUGGAUGCUUGCACUUUCCCUGUGCAGGUGGGGCUCAUCGAUGUGAAGCAUGGAGUGCCAGGUUGCGCACAAAAUCGAAAGCUUUGCUUAAGUUUUGGUGACUGGUUCGCAGUGCCAGUGGUUGUGGUGGAGCCAAUGCACGCAAAACGAUCCUGGAGAAACCAGAUUUGUGAAGACCUGGUGCGUGCAGGCAUUCCAUCUUUCGCGUUCAUCCCAUCAGCCGUCGCCGCGUAUCAGAUCCAGCCGAGUUUUGAGAGCAUGAUCAUUGUUGAUGUCGGCACUGACCAGCUGUCUGUCACGCCCGUCUAUGAGGGCUGCCUCGUGGUUCCGGCAAUCGUGACGUGGGAGCGUGAAGAUUUGGAUUCCCAGGAUCAGGAGCCUGGCCUAGACCGGAUAAAGACUGCCAUCGAGACAGCACUCUCCCGUUGCCCACUGCACACAACUCAACGAGGGGUAGGCACAUAUGAUGCAGCUCCUUACUCAAGAAGCGUGCAUCUCAUCGGCUGCCGAAGCUCUGAAGCUCUUGCCCGGCAGCUGCAGAACGAGUCUGCGGGGCUGUCAGUGAAGUACGACGGAGCAGAUGCCGCAUGGCGGGGUGCGGCCAAGGUGUGCCUGCACCCGUGCUUGCGGAGUCUCUUGACCACCAAAGAGGAGUAUUUGGAGCACGGGUGUUCUGCUGUUCAUCGGAAGUGCCUUUGA